CGGUGAACCAUGCGUAUACGUGAUGCAGAGACUCCGGUGCCAGAUCCUCAAGUGGUCUACAUGCCACGGCUGCGGUCCUCGAGGUACCAGGUGUUUGUACUCGCUUCACGAACCUCAUGAUAAUAAUACGAUAAAAGCUACGCACCUUACGCCGAACAUCCGGUUGGUCGAUGGCAUUAAGAUGAUUUUUCAAAAAACGGUUAACAAUAGCUGCAUGGCAGUUGCAACUUCACAGUCCAACGAUUGGUUCGUUAUAUUUGACUAUGGAACGAACUAUUGUAAUCUCCACAACCUCGUAGUUGGUGCAGGUCUUGAUACGGAUCACGAUUUUUUCGAAUCAACUAACAACGCUAUUUGUACGCAGUUGAACAUGGCAUCCUGCAACUAAUAGCUUUGAUAGAGUCGAAAAACACAUCUGUUUUAUUUAUACACGUUUAAUACAAAGCGUUUAUUACUAUGUAUAUACACUGCUCGACGUGUUGUAUGGACAACAAUUGCCUCGAGUAUUAAUCCUUGGAGAUAAUAAAGAUCGUCGAGUAUUCUUUCUCUAUUGAAAUUA
Molecule: messenger RNA, 559 nt
Organism: Diprion similis
Lineage: Eukaryota; Metazoa; Arthropoda; Insecta; Hymenoptera; Diprionidae
Exons: 3
Coding region: 23-388 (121 amino acids)
Source: RefSeq, a predicted model, not a curated record